AUGGCCAUCUUCGAUCCGUUCAAGAUCCGGCAUAAACCUCCGGCGACUUUUCCGGCGACUGUUAUGAAGCCAGGAUACUUUCGCUCCCUCGCCGUCAAGCCCUUCCUCGCCGUGUGCAGUUUCGCUUCCGUCGUCAUAUGCUUCUACGUCCUCUUAUCCGGCGACAGAGGUGGCUGUUCCCCGCCGCGUAAUAUGACGUGGCCGGAAACUUCUCCCCCGUACCGGAUCUCCGGUGACACCUCCCGAUUCAACUACACGUGCUGGUAUGGUUCGAGAUCGGCUAUCCGAAUGGCGAGGAUAGUGAAGGAGACGUUCGAAUUAGGGUUACAGAACGUGAGAUGGUUCGUGAUGGGAGAUGACGACACGGUGUUUUUUCUGGACAAUCUCGUCACUGUCCUAAACAAGUACGACCACAACCAGAUGUAUUAUGUCGGGGGAAACUCCGAGAGUGUCGAGCAAGACAUCGUUCAUUCGUACGCCAUGGCUUACGGCGGUGGAGGACUCGCCAUUAGCUAUCCGUUGGCCGCCGAGCUCGUACGGAUUCUCGACGGUUGCAUCGAUCGAUACGCUUCGUUCUACGGAUCGGAUCAGAAGAUCGAAGGUUGUAUUAGUGAGAUUGGAGUUCCCAUCACCAAGGAACUAGGGUUUCAUCAGGUGGAUAUUCGUGGGAACCCGUACGGACUACUCGCGGCCCACCCGGUGGCUCCGCUGGUCUCCCUUCACCACCUCGACUACGUCGACGCGAUCUUUCCUUCCACCAGCCAAGUCGACUCACUCAAGAGGCUAAUGUCCUCCUUCAGAUCCGACCCGAACCGGAUCCUCCAACACAGCUUCUGCUACGACCCGACCCGGAACUGGUCCGUAUCCGUCUCGUGGGGCUACACCGUUCAGAUCUACCCGUCGUUGCUGACCGCGAAAGAGCUCGAGACCACAUUACUCACCUUCAAGUCGUGGAGGACUUCAAGCUCUGAGCCCUUCACGUUCGACACCCGACCCGUUAGCGACGACCCCUGUUUGAGACCCGUUGUUUAUUUCCUCGAUCGAGUUUACGAGUUCGGGUCGGGUCAAACCCUGACCACGUAUAGGAAGUUUGUGGAGUUGAACGAAGAGAACCAGUGCGAGGACUCGCCGGAAUAUUCUCGCGCCUUGGCUGUCGAGUUCAUCGACGUCACUGCUUCCAAGUUGAACUCCGACGUAUGGAAAAAGGCGCCACGUAGACAAUGCUGUGAAGUGAUCAACGGUGGAGAUGAAGAAGCAGGUAAUGUCUUAAACGUGAAGAUCAGACAUUGCCAUCCUUUCGAGGGGUUUUAA
Messenger RNA from Tarenaya hassleriana, 1311 nucleotides. RefSeq lists its product as uncharacterized. Gene Ontology annotation, molecular function: acetylglucosaminyltransferase activity. Bases 1 to 1311 code for a protein of 436 amino acids. The transcript has 5 exons. Lineage: Eukaryota; Viridiplantae; Streptophyta; Magnoliopsida; Brassicales; Cleomaceae. The record is from RefSeq and is a predicted model, not a curated record.